Messenger RNA from Alexandromys fortis (reed vole), 1942 nucleotides. It is a transcript of the gene Slc25a47, whose product is annotated as solute carrier family 25 member 47. Gene Ontology annotation, cellular component: mitochondrion. Gene Ontology annotation, biological process: transmembrane transport. The transcript has 5 exons. Gene Ontology annotation, molecular function: transmembrane transporter activity. NCBI's taxonomy places the organism in Eukaryota, Metazoa, Chordata, Mammalia, Rodentia, Cricetidae. The record is from RefSeq and is a predicted model, not a curated record. Bases 514 to 1386 code for a protein of 290 amino acids.
GUGGGUACUACAGGCCCCUCUGCAAGGUGGGUUGGCAGCUGUCCCUCGUUUUCAGUUCCUCAGUGGGCAGUUCCCAAAGCUGUGACCACCAGGUGGCCUCGUUGCUUGGGCCAACGUAUGGGUGUUAGAGGACAAUAGUAGGGACUUCUCUUGGCCAGGAAGUCAAAAAGCAAGGGGUUACAAUUUCAUAGUCCCCUCCAAAUCGUGACCACAGUGACUUAGAGACGACCUAUGGGCUCUGCCACUCACACGUGGGCCUCUGGGGGAGUCUGUCCAGACCACAGCAGCGGUGCACAUUCUGUCCCAUGCACACUUGUGGUUCAGGGCCCCAGGUGGGAGUCAGGACUGCUCAGCAGGCCUUUACUCAUAACAUGCCCCUCCCCUCCCCUGUGAAGUGUGACUGUCCACCUGGCUCCCACACAAACCCUGCGCAGGCAGAAGCUUGAGGGCAAAGUUUGCCUGGCUUAGAGACAGGGUCAGCCAGAGAGGAACCAGGCGUUCUCCUGAAAGGUGAUGUCAGAGGGGAGGCUGAGGAAUGUCCUUGGCCUGGGCAAUGGGGAUAGGCACUGUUGGUCCAGGAGAGGGGUUGGGAGAUAUCUAGCAGGCUUGGCAGGUGCACACAGAGCCUCGGUUUCUCAGCUGGCUGCGGAGAGGCAGAGCCCAGGAGUCUGCGGUGUUGCUGUGGGCUACCCUCUGGAUACAGUGAAGGUCAGGAUCCAGACUGAGGCCAAGUAUACCAGCAUUUGGCACUGCAUCCGGGACACGUACUGUCAAGAGCGGGUGUUCUUGACAUCACCCACAGAGGUGGCCAAGGUCCGCCUGCAGACACAGGCCCAAGCUCAGAUACAGCAGCGGCGGCCCUCAGCCUCCUGGACAUCAGUGGCUCCUGCUUUGUGUCCUGCAACCAAUGCAUGUCUGGAACCAAGGCCCAAGUACCAUGGGCCGCUGCACUGUUUAGUCACAGUGGCCCGCGAAGAGGGGCUUCGGGGGCUCUACAAGGGCAGCUCAGCUCUGCUCCUUCGUGAUGGUCACUCUUUUGCUACCUACUUCCUUUCUUAUGCCAUGCUCUGUGAGUGGCUCACCCCAGCUGGCCAUAGCCAGCCAGAUGUCCUAGGUGUGCUGGUGGCUGGCGGAUGUGCUGGUGUCCUGGCCUGGGCCGUGGCCACCCCCAUGGAUGUGAUCAAGUCACGCCUGCAGGCAGACGGGCAGGGCCAGCAGCGCUACCGGGGCCUCCUGCACUGUGUGGUGACCAGCGUGCGGGAGGAGGGCCCCAGGGUGCUCUUCAAAGGGCUGACGCUCAACUGCUGCCGUGCCUUUCCUGUCAAUAUGGUGGUCUUCGUGGCCUAUGAGGCUGUGCUGCGGCUCACUCGGAGACUGUUCACAUAGGGCCACUGGUCGGAAGCAGCCAGCUCACAGCCGCUGGAGGCCAAGGGGAGAAUGGGUGGGUUCAGGACCCCACAGGGCUGUCACUGGAACAGCAGAGGGCCUUCUGUGCAGUGACUUAGGUGAGGCCUGAGCUUGGCCUGCCCAGCUGCUGCUCACAAAGUCAGGGGGUUGAUCUGCUUGGGGGGUCACGAGUCAAGGCUGUGUGGGUCUCCUUGAUGAGGAUGCGCCACUUGGAGUCAUUUGUCACCCAGCAACUGUCCAUUCCUGAGUAUCCUCCCUUGUCCACACCCAUGACCUCAGAGCAUUCUCUCACCAGCCCCAGUUCCACUCAUCUUGUGAUCCACACUCUUCCCUUAAGAGACAAGUGAGGGACCAGACAGCAAGCUGAGCCAUCUGGCUACAGGCUGGGCUUGUUCCCUGUCCCAGGCUGUCCAAGAGGGCCCAGAGUCCUCAUUGGCCCACGAGCUGGUGUGGGGCUUCACUGAGUACGCAUUUACACUGCUUGCCACAUAAAGACCCUGGAACCUGGGUCAAUAAAUGUUUCUGAGGUUGCUCA